CUGUGCUGGGGCGGGAGGGAUCCCCGCCACCGGACACGCUCCUCUGCCGGGCACGCAGCGGUCACUGCCGACAGGGCCGGCGCCCGGCCCGCUCCCGCCUCAGUCAACGCCGCCGGGACAGAGGGCGGCGGCCGCCCGGGGAGCGCCCGCCCGAUGGCAUCCCCUGCGGCCGGCGCUCGGCCAGCCCUGCUCAGGCGCCGCGACCCGGGGGCGCCGCCGGGCCAGCGCUCACGGGACCGGUCCCCGGCGGGCCGAGCGCCCCCGGGCAGGGCCGGGCGGCGCCGCGCCUGGGCGCCCGCCCUCCGCGGAGUGGAAACGGGCGGGGAAAAGUCCCUCCCGUGCUCGCCCCGUCCCUCCCUCCGUCCGUCCGUCCGCCCCUCCCUCGCAGCGCAGACAGGCUCGCACACCUCUGCCUUGGCGGGCGGCGAGGGGCGCUUUUGACAAUUAUUUUCUUUCCACACCCAGUCCGCUUCUGACAUCAUUUCUGCAGGAGGGCGGGCGGGAGGCAGCCGCCGCCGCCAGCCGGUGCCAGCCCGCGCCGAGCGCUGCCCGCCGGCCCCGCGCCCAUUUAUCUCAGACUAAAGCCUCCACAGAUCAAGGAUGUUGAUUCUUCUGGCUUUCAUUAUUGUGUUUCACAUAACCUCAGCAGCACUGCUGUUCAUCUCAACUAUUGACAAUGCCUGGUGGGUAGGAGAUAAUUUUUCUACAGAUGUCUGGAGAAUGUGUGCCAUGAACAACACCUGUAUGGCUAUUACUGAUCAAUUCAGAGAAUAUCAAUCAAUUCAGGCUGUUCAGGCCACCAUGAUCCUAUCUACUAUUUUCUGUUGUGUGGCAUUUCUGGUUUUCAUUCUUCAACUCUUCCGUCUAAAGCAAGGAGAAAGAUUUGUGUUAACCUCUAUUAUCCAGCUCCUGUCAUGUCUGUGUGUUAUGAUUGCAGCUUCCAUUUAUACAGAUAGGCAUGAAGAACUACACAAGAGCAAUGAAUAUAGCGUUGAAGUUUCUAAAGGCCGAUAUGGCUAUUCCUUCGUCUUAGCCUGGAUUGCAUUUGCCUUUACUCUGAUCAGCGGUGUUAUGUACCUAGUAUUAAGGAAGCGUAAAUAAAUGUCAGCAGCUAGUUAUUUCUGUCACUACAGUACAAAACCAAAUUCCAGUAACCAUUUUGUAUAUAAUCAUUUAUGCGGUUUUGUAGUAAAGGUAUUGUUUCUCUAAAAAUGUAUUGUGUUCUUGAUAUGAAACAGAAUAAAAAACAAAUUGGCAAGUUCAGUGGAUGCCUGGCACCUACAGGUCAGGGGUCUGAGCAGGACAGAGCCAAGUCGUUUCUUUUACAGAUUUCAUAAUCAUAAAUGAUUUUCCCUUAUGAGACAUCAACAGUUUAUUCCUGGCCUCUAGUAAAUUACAAAUAAAGCCUGUGCAAAUUAAUUUGUAAGCAAUAUGCGAACUAUAUUCCUGGACCAUAUGGGUCCCUUUGGGAUGGGAUGAGUAUAGGGGGAGUAAAAAACGAGGCCCAGAUCCCAGUGAAAAGGCGAACAAUUGUAAAAGCCCAAAGCUGCACCCGGAGUGCCUGUUCUGGCAGAAGACUAGCGUUCUGCUGUUUAUAAUGUGCAGUAAGUGUCAUCAAGCUUUUACUAAAGCCACUUGCUUCGCAGAAGUAAACAACUCCUUUUGUAUUCCAGCAAAUGAUUCUCUUGAUUCUCUUUCACAUUUAAUUCAGGCAUACAGAGCCUUUGGCAGGAGAAGUUACCAGCAAAUUCACUGCACAACUUGGGAAUAGUCUGAGCAGUAAGGAAUACCCCACUCAGGUCCUGUAUCUCUUUAUUUUUGCAUUGUGAAUAGACUUUCUGGAAGGAAGGAAGGGAAAAAAAAAGAAGCAUUACCUUGCCUAUAUGUGCAAAUUUCUAAGCAAAUUAGUGAUCAAGCAGUACCAAAUAUAGGUUUUUACAGCCAAACUCAACGUGUUUAUUACACAGGGCUUUUAUUAUAUAGUGAUUUCAUGGCUAAUAUAUCAUUUACAAAAGCAUUUCCCAGGUCUGCCCAUUAGAAAAUUGGCCUUUAAAAAAUUCAUUCUGAAUUCUUUUGUGGAUUUUACUUGAACUAAACACUCAUACUAAAAAAAUCAGACUGCAAUUACUAUGCUUCUAAAUUCCAGGAUAUUUUUUUUUGAGUUAAAAUGGCCUGGUAAUUUUUGUUUUUCAAUAACUUCAUGAGAUAAAUCUGUACUGUAAUAUUAGGUUUAUCUGCUCAGCAGUGUAAUACUGGCUUUGGCUGAUGGUGAUUUGGAGUUGGGAGAUCAGUGUGGAGAAUGAAUGAAGUGGCUUUUUCUGGUUAGUCAAGCUUUCAUGCUUAAAUAAUGAUUUGACUUUGUAAAAGCACUAACCAUGUAUUUAUUUCAUUAUAUUCACUACAGCUGGCCCAAUACACCAGCAAUAAAAACAUAAAUAGGUUUUGAAUGAGAUUUUACACUUAACGUAGAACAAAUUUGUUACUACAAAGUAAUGUAGCCGUACUGAAAUCGAUACUGCAUUAUACAUCAGCUGAUGGUCUGACCCAUUCCUUCAGAUAAUUCAUCUUUUAUUUCUUGCAAAGUAAAGGUUCAGGUGCAUAACUGUAUAGGAACUGCCUCCACCAUAAGUAAUAGGUUGUAUAGUUCCAUCUCCAUUCCUUGAACAUCCUAAAAUGCUUUGGCAUUAGACAAGGCGUUACGUGUCUUUUGGGAGCAAAGAAAGCCCAGCAAGACUCCUAGCAAAACAGAUUAAAACAACACAUUAAAAGUAAUAAUAACAGUAAAAAACCCAGAUAGGUCUCAGCAAAACGCAUCCUCCCCAGUCUAGCAUGAUGCUAGUAUUUUGUCAGGUGGUUUGGUUUUUUUUUUUGGUCUUCAUGGGAAUGCUCUGAAUUUCAAGAAUUAUUACCCUACUUUUUUAAAAAGUGUUUCUACAGUUUGCUGAAUACAUUUUAGAUUCAAAACAUGAUUUUUGCUAGCAAGCAAAAUUUGUCUUAAAUAAGCAGAUGCAGGUUUAAGGUUGAAAGUAGGUAGACAAUUAGUCAGGCAUUUUGCUGGUUUUAUUCAAACAUGAAAUAGUAAGGACUAUUCUUAAGCAAAUAUGGAUUAGAACCCUUUUAUAUCUUGAAGACAGUCCUGUAAAAUUGUAAGUUAAGCCGUUACGCCACUGACUUGAAGAGAUGCUUCUUCAGUUUCUUGUCUUGAUAAUGCUUGGGUCAUUUAUAGAGCAACUAUUUAAAAUAAAGAUGAAUAUAUACAUGAACACACAGCUUAAUACCACAGUAAAAGAUCUGUCCUUUUAAUUAAAAGUGAAGAGCGCACACACCACGGUGUACAAACAGCAGCACCCGCAUGAUGCCACGUAAAACAGAGCAGGUGGGAAUGUUCUGCAUACCAAGAAAACAAAUACCAAACCAGUCUGAAACAGAGUUUUAACAGGACAAACAUAUUUUAGAAUAUUCUUUCUACCUAAUAUGCCUUUAAAAUAUACCAUUUUCUGUGCUCUAUAUAUUCUGAAACUGUACAUGAAAAUAAAGUUAAAACAAAUUCUUGUA
This is a messenger RNA of Phalacrocorax carbo (great cormorant), 3555 nucleotides long. Lineage: Eukaryota; Metazoa; Chordata; Aves; Suliformes; Phalacrocoracidae. The record is from RefSeq and is a predicted model, not a curated record.